Closterium sp. NIES-65 is the source of this 10458-nucleotide messenger RNA. The record is from the annotation of a GenBank genome assembly. Lineage: Eukaryota; Viridiplantae; Streptophyta; Zygnematophyceae; Desmidiales; Closteriaceae.
AUGAAGGCUAAAUGGGGCAGAGGGGAAAGGGAGGAAAGGGGAUGUGCAAGGGGGACUGAGCAAGGUGGGAAGGGACCUGAAGCAGACAAGGAGGAAGGUAUCCGACACAUCACCCCGCCCCAUUCUCCCGCUUUCCAUCACCCCGCCCCAUUCUCCCGCUUUCCAUCACCCCGCCCCAUUCUCCCGCUUUCCAUCACCCCGCCGCAUUCUCCCUCCUUCCAUCACCCCGCCCCACUCUCCCGCUUUCCAUCAGCCCACCCCAUUCACCCGCUUUCCAUCACACCGCCCCAUUCUCCCGCUUUCCAUCACCCCGCCCCAUUCUCCCGCUUUCCAUCACCGCGCCCCAUUCUCCCAUCACCCCGCCCCAUUCUCCCGCUUUCCAUCAACCCGCCCCAUUCUCAAGCUUUCCAUCACCCCGCCCCAUUCUUCUCCUUCCAUCACCCCGCCUCAUUCUACCUCCUUCCAUCACCCUGCCCCAUUCUCCCGCUUUCCGUCACCCCGCCCCAUUCUCCCGCUUUCCAGAACCCCGCCCCAUUCUCCCGCUUUCCAUCACCCCGCCACAUUCUCCCACUUUCCAUCACCCCGCCCCAUUCUCCCUCCUUCCAUCACCCCGCCCCAUUCUCCCUCCUUCCAUCACCCCGCCCCAUUCUCCCUCCUUUGAUCACCCCGCCCCAUUCUCCCGCUUUCCAUCAGCCCUCCCCAUUCUCCCGCUUUCCAUCACCCCGCCCCAUUCUCUCGCUUUUCAUCACCCCACCCCAUUCUACCGCUUUCCAUCACCCCGCCCCCUUCUCCCUCCUUCCAUCACCCCGCCCCAUUCUCCCUCCUUCCAUCACCCCGCCCCAUUCUCCCACUUUCUAUCAGCCCGCCGCAUUCUCCCGCUUUCCAUCACCCCGCCUCUUUCUCCCGCUUUCCAUCUCCCCGCCCCAUUCUCCCGCUUUCCAUCACCCCGCCCCAUUCUCCCGCUUUCCAUCACCCCGCCCCAUUCUCCCGCUUUCCAUCACCCCGCCCCAUUCUCCCGCUUUCCAUCACCCUGCCCCAUUCUCCCGCUUUCCAUCACCCUGCCCCGUUCUCCAGCUUUCCAUCACCCUGCCCCUUUCUCCCGCUUUCCAUCACCUUGCCCCAUUCUCCCGCAAUCCAUCACCCCGCCCCAUUCUCCCUCCUUCCAUCACCUUGCCUCAUUCUCCCGCUAUCCAUCACCCCGCCCCAUUCUCCCUCCUUCCAUUACCCCGCCCCAUUCUUUCGCUUUACAUCAGCCCGCCCCAUUCUCCCGCUUUCCAUCACCCCGCCCCAUUCUCCCGCUUUCCAUCACCCCGCCCCAUUCUCCCGCUUUCCAUCACCCCGCCCCAUUCUCCCGCUUUCCAUCACCCCGCCCCAUUCUCCCGCUUUCCUUCACCCGCCCCAUUCUCCCGCUUUCCCUCACCCCGCCCCAUUCUCCAGCUUUCCAUCACCCCGCCCCAUUCUCCCGCUUACCAUCACCCCGCCCCAUUCUCCCGCUUUCCAUCACCCCGCCCCAUUCUCCCGGUUUCCAUCACCCCGCCCCAUUCUCCCACUUUCCAUCACCCCGCCCCAUUCUCCCUCCUUCCAUCACCCCGCCUCAUUCUACCUCCUUCCAUCACCCCGCCCCAUGCACCCGCUUUCCAUCACCCCGCCCCAUUCUCCCGCUUUUCAUCACCCCGCCCCAUUCUCCCGCUUUCCAUCACCCCGCCCCAUUCUCCCGCUUUCCAUCACCCCGCCCCAUUCUCCCUCCUUCCAUCACCCCGCCCCAUUCUCCCGCUUUCCAUCAGCCCACCCCAUUCACCCGCUUUCCAUCACACCGCCCCAUUCUCCCGCUUUCCAUCACCUCGCCCCAUUCUCCCGCUUUCCAUCACCCCGCCCCAUUCUCCCAUCACCCCGCCCCAUUCUCCCGCUUUCCAUCACCACGCCCCAUUCUCCCGCUUUCCAUCACCCCGCCCCAUUCUCCCGCUUUCCAUCACUCCGCCCCAUUCUCCCGCUUUCCAUCACCCCGCCCCAUUCUCCCGCUUUCCAUCACCCCGCCCCAUUCUUCUCCUUCCAUCACCCCGCCUCAUUCUACCUUCUUCCAUCACCGCGCUCCAUUCUCCCGCUUUCCAUCACCCCGCCCCAUUCUCCCGCUUUCCAUCACCCCGCCCCAUUCUCCCGGUUUCCAUCACCACGCCCCAUUCUCCCGCUUUCCAUCACCCCGCCCCAUUCUCUCUCCUUCCAUCACCCUGCCCCAUUCUCCCGCUUUCCGUCACCCCGCCCCAUUCUCCCGCUUUCCAUAACCCUGCCCCAUUCUCCCGCUUUCCAUCAACCCGCCACAUUCUCCCACUUUCCAUCACCCCGCCCCAUUCUCCCUCCUUCCAUCACCCCGCCCCAUUCUCCCUCCUUCCAUCACCCCGCCCCAUUCUCCCGCUUUCCAUCAGCCCUCCCCAUUCUCCCGCUUUCCAUCACCCCGCCCCAUUCUCUCGCUUUCCAUCACCCCACCCCAUUCUCCCGCUUUCCAUCACCCCGCCCCCUUCUCCCUCCUUCCAUCACCCCGCCCCAUUCUCCCUCCUUCCAUCACCCCGCCCCAUUCUCCUACUUUCUAUCAGCCCGCCCCAUUCUCCCGCUUUCCAUCUCCCCGCCCCAUUCUCCCGUUUUCCAUCACCCCGCCCCAUUCUCCCGCUUUCCAUCACCCCGCCCCAUUCCCCCGCUUCCCAUAAUCCCGCCCCAUUCCCCCGCUUUCCAUCACCCCUCCCCAUUCUCCCUCCUUCCAUCACCCCGCGCCAUUCUCCCGCUUUCCAUCACCCACCCCAUUCUCCCGCUUUUCAUCACCCCGCCCCAUUCUCCCGCUUUCCAUCACCCCGCCCCAUUCUCCCGCUUUCCAUCACCCCGCCCCAUUCUCCCGCUUUCCAUCACCCCGCCGCAUUCUCCCUCCUUCCAUCACCCCGCCCCAUUCUCCCGCUUUCCAUCAGCCCACCCCAUUCACCCGCUUUCCAUCACACCGCCCCAUUCUCCCGCUUUCCAUCACCCCGCCCCAUUCUCCCGCUUUCCAUCACCGCGCCCCAUUCUCCCAUCACCCCGCCCCAUUCUCCCGCUUUCCAUCACCCCGCCCCAUUCUCCCGCUUUCCAUCACCCCGCCCCAUUCUUCUCCUUCCAUCACCCCGCCUCAUUCUACCUCCUUCCAUCACCCUGCCCCAUUCUCCCGCUUUCCGUCACCCCGCCCCAUUCUCCCGCUUUCCAUCACCCCGCACCAUUCUCCCGCUUUCCAUCACCCCGCCCCAAUCUCCCGCUUUCCAUCACCCCGCCCCAUUCUCCCGCUUUCCAUCACCCCGCCCCAGUCUCCCCCUUUCCAUCACCCUGCCCCAUUCACCCGCUUUCCAUCACCCCGCCCCAUUCUCCGCUUUCCAUCACCCCGCCCCAUUCUCCCGCUUUCCAUCACCCCGCCCCAUUCUCCCAUUUUCCAUCACCCCGCCCCAUUCUCCCUCCUUUGAUCACCCCGCCCCAUUCUCCCGCUUUCCAUCAGCCCUCCCCAUUCUCCCGCUUUCCAUCACCCCGCCCCAUUCUCUCGCUUUCCAUCACCCCACCCCAUUCUCCCGCUUUCCAUCACCCCGCCCCCUUCUCCCUCCUUCCAUCACCCCGCCCCAUUCUCCCUCCUUCCAUCACCCCGCCCCAUUCUCCUACUUUCUAUCAGCCCGCCCCAUUCUCCCGCUUUCCAUCUCCCCGCCCCAUUCUCCCGUUUUCCAUCACCCCGCCCCAUUCUCCCGCUUUCCAUCACCCCGCCCCAUUCCCCCGCUUCCCAUAAUCCCGCCCCAUUCCCCCGCUUUCCAUCACCCCUCCCCAUUCUCCCUCCUUCCAUCACCCCGCGCCAUUCUCCCGCUUUCCAUCACCCACCCCAUUCUCCCGCUUUUCAUCACCCCGCCCCAUUCUCCCGCUUUCCAUCACCCCGCCCCAUUCUCCCGCUUUCCAUCACCCCGCCCCAUUCUCCCGCUUUCCAUCACCCCGCCGCAUUCUCCCUCCUUCCAUCACCCCGCCCCAUUCUCCCGCUUUCCAUCAGCCCACCCCAUUCACCCGCUUUCCAUCACACCGCCCCAUUCUCCCGCUUUCCAUCACCCCGCCCCAUUCUCCCGCUUUCCAUCACCGCGCCCCAUUCUCCCAUCACCCCGCCCCAUUCUCCCGCUUUCCAUCACCCCGCCCCAUUCUCCCGCUUUCCAUCACCCCGCCCCAUUCUUCUCCUUCCAUCACCCCGCCUCAUUCUACCUCCUUCCAUCACCCUGCCCCAUUCUCCCGCUUUCCGUCACCCCGCCCCAUUCUCCCGCUUUCCAUCACCCCGCACCAUUCUCCCGCUUUCCAUCACCCCGCCCCAAUCUCCCGCUUUCCAUCACCCCGCCCCAUUCUCCCGCUUUCCAUCACCCCGCCCCAGUCUCCCCCUUUCCAUCACCCUGCCCCAUUCACCCGCUUUCCAUCACCCCGCCCCAUUCUCCGCUUUCCAUCACCCCGCCCCAUUCUCCCGCUUUCCAUCACCCCGCCCCAUUCUCCCAUUUUCCAUCACCCCGCCCCAUUCUCCUGCUUUCCAUUACCCCGCAUCAUUCUCCCGCUUACCAUCAUCCCGCCCCAUUCCCCCGCUUUCCAUCACCUCUCCCUCCUUCCAUCACCCCGCCCCAUUCUCCCGCUUUCCAUCACCCCGCCGCAUUCUCCCGCUUUCCAUCACCUCGCCCUAUUCUCCCGCUUUCCAUCACCCCGCCCCAUUCUUCCGCUUUCCAUCACCCCGCCCCAUUCACCCGCUUUCCAUCACCCCACCCCAUUCUCCCGCUUUCCAUCACCCCGCCCCAUUCUCCCGCUUUCCAUCACCCCGCCCCAUUCUCCCGCUUUCAAUCACCCCGCCCCAUUCUCCCGCUUUCCAUCACCCCACCCCAUUCUCCCGCUUUCCAUCACCCCGUCCCAUUCUCCUGCUUUCCAUCACCCCGCCUCAUUCUCCCGCUUUCCAUCACCCCGCCCCAUUCUCCCGCUUCCCAUCACCCCGCCCCAUUCUCCCGCUUUCCAUCACCCUGCCCCAUUCUCCCGCUUUCCAUCACCCCGCCCCAUUCUCCUUCCUUCCAUCACCCCGCCCCAUUCUCCCGCUUUCCAUUACCCCGCCCCAUUCUCCCGCUUUCCAUCACCCCGCCCCAUUCUCCCACUUUCCAUCACCCCGCCCCAUUCUCCCGCUUCCCAUAUCCCCGCCCCAUUCUCCUGCUUUCCAUCACCCCGCCCCAUUCUCCCUCCUUCCAUCACCCCACCUCAUUCUCCCUCCUUCCAUCACCCCGCCCCAUUCUCCCGCUUUCCAUCACCCCGCCCCAUUCUCCCGCUUUCCAUCACCCCGCCCCAUUCUCCCGCUUUCCAUCACCCCGCCCCCUUUCCAUCACCCUGCCCCAUUCUCCCGCUUUCCAUCACCUUGCCCCAUUCUCCCGCAAUCCAUCACCCCGCCCCAUUCUCCCUCCUUCCAUCACCUUGCCUCAUUCUCCCGCUAUCCAUCACCCCGCCCCAUUCUCCCUCCUUCCAUCACCCUGCCCCAUUCUCCCUCCUUCCAUUACCCCGCCCCAUUCUCCCGCUUUACAUCAGCCCGCCCCAUUCUCCCGCUUUCAAUCACCCCGCCCUAUUCUCCCGCUUUCCAUCACCCCGCCCCAUUCUCCCGCUUUCCAUCACCCCGCCCCAUUCUCCCGCUUUCCAUCACCCCGCCCCAUUCUCCCGCUUUCCUUCACCUGCCCCAUUCUCCCGCUUUCCCUCACCCCGCCCCAUUCUCCAGCUUUCCAUCACCCCGCCCCAUUCUCCCGCUUACCAUCAACCCGGCCCAUUCUCCUGCUUUCCGUCACCCCGCCCCAUUCUCCCGCUUUCCAUCACCCCGCCCCAUUCUCCCGCUUUCCAUCACCCCGCCCCAGUCUCCCGCUUUCCAUCACCCCGCCCCAUUCUCCCGCUUUCCAUCACCCCGCCCCAGUCUCCCGCUUUCCAUCACCCUGCCCCAUUCACCCGCUUUCCAUCACCCCGCCCCAUUCUCCCGCUUUCCAUCACCCCGCCCCAUUCUCCCGCUUUCCAUCACCCCGCCCCAUUCUCCCACUUUCCAUCACCCCGCCCCAUUCUCCCGCUUUCCAUCACCCCGCAUCAUUCUCCCGCUUACCAUCAUCCCGCCCCAUUCCCCCGCUUUCCAUCACCUCUCCCUCCUUCCAUCACCCCGCCCCAUUCUCCCGCUUUCCAUCACCCCGCCGCAUUCUCCCGCUUUCCAUCACCUCGCCCCAUUCUCCCGCUUUCCAUCACCCCGCCCCAUUCUUCCGCUUUCCAUCACCCCGCCCCAUUCACCCGCUUUCCAUCACCCCACCCCAUUCUCCCGCUUUCCAUCACCCCGCCCCAUUCUCCCGCUUUCCAUCACCCCGCCCCAUUCUCCCGCUUUCAAUCACCCCGCCCCAUUCUCCCGCUUUCCAUCACCCCACCCCAUUCUCCCGCUUUCCAUCACCCCGUCCCAUUCUCCCGAUUUCCAUCACCCCGCCUCAUUCUCCCGCUUUCCAUCACCCCGCCCCAUUCUCCCGCUUCCCAUCACCCCGCCCCAUUCUCCCGCUUUCCAUCACCCCGCCCCAUUCUCCCGCUUUCCAUCACCCCGCCCCAUUCUCCUUCCUUCCAUCACCCCGCCCCAUUCUCCCGCUUUCCAUUACCCCGCCCCAUUCUCCCGCUUUCCAUCACCCCGCCCCAUUCUCCCACUUUCCAUCACCCCGCCCCAUUCUCCCGCUUCCCAUAUCCCCGCCCCAUUCUCCUGCUUUCCAUCACCCCGCCCCAUUCUCCCUCCUUCCAUCACCCCACCUCAUUCUCCCUCCUUCCAUCACCUCGCCCCAUUCUCCCGCUUUCCAUAACCCCGCCCCAUUCUCCCGCUUUCCAUCACCCCGCCACAUUCUCCCACUUUCUAUCACCCCGCCCCAUUCUCCCUCCUUCCAUCACCCCGCCCCAUUCUCCCUCCUUCCAUCACCCCGCCCCAUUCUCCCUCCUUUGAUCACCCCGCCCAAUUCUCCCGCUUUCCAUCAGCCCUCCCCAUUCUCCCGCUUUCCAUCACCCCGCCCCAUUCUCUCGCUUUUUAUCACCCCACCCCAUUCUACCGCUUUCCAUCACCCCGCCCCCUUCUCCCUCCUUCCAUCACCCCGCCCCAUUCUCCCUCCUUCCAUCACCCCGCCCCAUUCUCCCACUUUCUAUCAGCCCGCCCCAUUCUCCCGCUUUGCAUCACCCCGCCUCUUUCUCCCGCUUUCCAUCUCCCCGCCCCAUUCUCCCGCUUUCCAUCACCCCGCCCCAUUCUCCCGCUUUCCAUCACCCCGCCCCAUUCUCUCGCUUCCCAUCAUCCCGCCCUAUUCCCCCGCUUUCCAUCACCCAUCCCCAUUCUCCCUCCUUCCAUCACCCACCCCCAUUCUCCCGCUUUCCAUCACCCGCCCCAUUCUCCCGCUUUCCAUCACCCCGCCCCAUUCUCCCGCAUUCCAUCACCCCGCCCCAUUCUCCCGGUUCCAUCACCCCGCCCCAUUCUCCCACUUUCCAUCACCCCGCCCCAUUCUCCCUCCUUCCAUCACCCCGCCUCAUUCUACCUCCUUCCAUCACCCCGCCCCAUGCACCCGCUUUCCAUCACCCCGCCCCAUUCUCCCGCUUUUCAUCACCCCGCCCCAUUCUCCCGCUUUCCAUCACCCCGCCCCAUUCUCCCGCUUUCCAUCACCCCGCCCCAUUCUCCCUCCUUCCAUCACCCCGCCCCAUUCUCCCGCUUUCCAUCAGCCCACCCCAUUCACCCGCUUUCCAUCACACCGCCCCAUUCUCCCGCUUUCCAUCACCCCGCCCCAUUCUCCCGCUUUCCAUCACCCCGCCCCAUUCUCCCAUCACCCCGCCCCAUUCUCCCGCUUUCCAUCACCACGCCCCAUUCUCCCGCUCUCCAUCACCCCGCCCCAUUCUCCCGCUUUCCAUCACUCCGCCCCAUUCUCCCGCUUUCCAUCACCCCGCCCCAUUCUCCCUCCUUCCAUCACCCCGCCCCAUUCUCCCACUUUCUAUCAGCCCGCCCCAUUCUCCCGCUUUCCAUCACCCCGCCUCUUUCUCCCGCUUUCCAUCUCCCCGCCCCAUUCUCCCGCUUUCCAUCACCCCGCACCAUUCUCCCGCUUCCCAUCAUCCCGCCCUAUUCCCCCACUUUCCAUCACCCAUCCCCAUUCUCCCUCCUUCCAUCACCCCGCCCCAUUCUCCCGCUUUCCAUCACCCGCCCCAUUCUCCCGCUUUCCAUCACCCCGCCCCAUUCUCCCGCAUUCCAUCACCCCGCCCCAUUCUUCCGCCCACCCCAUUCACCCGCUUUCCAUCACACCGCCCCAUUCUCCCGCUUUCCAUCACCCCGCCCCAUUCUCCCGCUUUCCAUCACCCCGCCCCAUUCUCCCAUCACCCCGCCCCAUUCUCCCGCUUUCCAUCACCACGCCCCAUUCUCCCGCUUUCCAUCACCCCGCCCCAUUCUCCCGCUUUCCAUCACUCCGCCCCAUUCUCCCGCUUUCCAUCACCCCGCCCCAUUCUCCCGCUUUCCGUCACCCCGCCCCAUUCUUCUCCUUCCAUCACCCCGCCUCAUUCUACCUCCUUCCAUCACCCCGCCCCAUUCUCCCGCUUUCCAUCACCCCGCCCCAUUCUCCCGCUUUCCAUCACCACGCAACAUUCUCCCGCUUUCCAUCACCCCGCCCCAUUCUCUCUCCUUCCAUAACCCUGCCCCAUUCUCCCGCUUUCCAUCAACCCGCCACAUUCUCCCACUUUCAAUCACCCCGCCCCAUUCUCCCUCCUUCCAUCACCCCGCCCCAUUCUCCCUCCUUCCAUCACCCCGCCCCAUUCUCCCCUUUCCUUUACCCCGCCCCAUUCUCCUGCUUUCCAUCACCCCGCCCCAUUCUCCCUCUUUCCAUCACCCCGCCCCAUUCUCCCGCUUUCUAUCACCCCACCCCAUUCUCCCGCUUUCCAUCACCCCGUCCCGUUCUCCCUCUUUCCAUCACCCCGCCCCAUUCUCCCGCCUUUCAUCACCCCGCCCCAUUCUCCCGCUUUCCAUCACCCCGCCCCAUUCUCCCGCCUUCCAUCACCCCGCCCCAUUCUCCCUCUUUCCAUCACCCCGCCCCAUUCUCACGCUUUCCAUCACCCCGCCCCAUUCUCCCUCAUUCCAUCACCCGCCCCAUUCUCCCGCUUUCCAUCACCCCGCCCCAUUCUCCCUCUAUCCAUCACCCCGCCCAAUUCUCCCACUUUCCAUCACCCCGUCCCAUUCUCCCAUUUCCAUCACCCCGCCCCAUUCUCCUGCUUUCCAUCACCCCGCCCCAUUCUCCCUCUUUCCAUCACCCCGCCCCAUUCUCCCGCUUUCCAUCACCCCGCCCCAUUCUCCCGCUUUCCAUCACCCCGCCCCAUUCUCCCGCUUUCCAUCACCCCGUCCCAUUAUCCCUCUUUCCAUCACCCCGCCCCAUUCUCCCGCUUUCCAUCACCCCUCCCCAUUCUUCCUCUUUCCAUCUCCCCGCCCCAUUCUCCCUCUCUCCAUCACCCCGCCCCAUUCUCCCUCUUUCCAUCACCCCGCCCCAUUCUCCCUCUUUCCAUCACCCCGCCCCAUUCUCCCGAUUUCCGUCACCCCGCCCCAUUCUCCCUCUUUCCAUCACCCCGCCCCAUUCUCCCUCUUUCCAUCACCCUGACCCAUUCUCCCGCUUUCCAUCACCCCGCCCCAUUCUCCCUCUUUCGAUCACCCCGCCCCAUUCUCCCGCUUUCCAUCACCUUGCCCCAUUCUCCCGCUUUCCAUCACCCCGCCCCAUUCUACCGCUUUCCAUCACCCCGUCCCAUUAUCCCUCUUUCCAUCACCCCGCCCCAUUCUCCCGCUUUCCAUCACCCCGCCCCAUUCUUCCUCUUUCCAUCUCCCCGCCCCAUUCUCCCUCUGUCCAUCGCCCCGCCCCAUUCUCCCUCUUUCCAUCACCCCGCCCCAUUCUCCCUCUUUCCAUAACCCCGCCCCAUUCUCCCGAUUUCCAUCACCCCGCCCCGUUCUCACGCUUUCCAUCACCCCAACCCAUUCUCCCUCUUUCCAUCACCCGCCCCAUUCUCCCGCUUUCCAUCACCCCGUCCCAUUAUCGCUCUUUCCAUCACCCCGCCCCAUUCUCCCGCUUUCCAUCACCCCGCCCCAUUCUUCCUCUUUCCAUCUCCCCGCCCCAUUCUCCCUCUUUCCAUCACCCCGCCUUAUUCUCCCGCUUUCCAUCACCCCGCCCCAUUUUCCCGAUUUCCAUCACCUCGCCCCAUUCUCCCGCUUUCCAUCACCUCGCCCCAUUCUCCCGCUUUCCAUCACCCCGCCUCAUUCUCCCGCUUUCCAACACCUCGCCCCAUUCUACCGCUUUCCAUCACCUCGCCCCUUUCUCACUCUUUCCAUCACCCCGUCCCAUUCUCCCUCUUUCCAUCACCCCGCCCCAUUCUCCCGCUUUCCAUCACCCCGCCCCAUUCUCCCUCUUUCCAUAA